AUGUUGACCAAAGAGAGCGACCACACGGUCGAGCCUGAAAUCGACGAGAAGAUCCCAGCGCCACUCGCGGAUGCCAUCAGAGCGGGAUCCGUACCCGAAAAGAUACUCGAGCACUCACACGACGCGGACGAGGCGUUGAAGGCGUUUCAGGGCCAUGAGGGGGAAGUCAUCACCAUUGAUGAGGCGACGAACAAGAGAUUGCUGCGACGCAUUGACUGGAACCUCAUGCCGGUGAUGUGCAUUGUCUAUGGCUUGAAUUAUCUGGAUAAGACGACGCUGUCGUAUGCUUCCAUUAUGGGGCUGAAGACGGACUUGAAUCUUAAGGAUGAUGACUAUCAAUGGUUGGGAUCUAUGUUCUACUUCGGCUACCUGGCUUGGGAGUAUCCAACGAAUCGACUGCUUCAAUGGCUCCCGAUCGGCAAAUACAGCGCAGUCUGCAUCAUCAUCUGGGGCGCUGUCCUGGCCUGCUUCGCCGCCGUGGAGAACUUCGCUGGCGCUGUAGCCAUCCGCUUCUUCCUAGGACUUGCAGAAGCAGCAGUGACACCUGGUUUCGCAUUCAUAACCUCCCAAUGGUAUACCACGGCCGAACAAGGCAUGCGUGUGAAUCUCUGGUUCUGCUGGAAUGGCGUGGCUCAGGUCGUUGGAGGUGUAGUUGCGUAUGGCAUUGCAGUCGGAACGGAGAAGCAUCCCACUUCGCUCGAGGGAUGGCAGAUCUUGUUCCUUGCUAUUGGGCUCUUCACCUCCGCGGUCGGUGUUGUGUUCCUAUUCAUCGUACCGGAUAAUCAGCUCAAUGCACGCUGGCUGAAGAAAGAGGACCGAAUACUGGCUUUGGAACGAAUCCGUAUCAACCAGCAGGGCGUGGGAAACAAACACUUCAAGAUGUAUCAGCUCAAGGAGGCGCUCACAGACCCCAUCACCUGGGCCUUCGUCCUCUACGCUCUAGUCGUAGACAUCCCCAACGGCGGCAUCUCCAACUUCUUCUCCCAACUCAUCACCUCCUUCGGCUACACGCCCAACCAAUCCCUCCUCUACGGCACCCCCGGCGGCGCCGUCGAAGUCAUCACGCUCCUCUUCUGCGGCUACUUCGGCGACCGCUGGCGCAACCGCAUCCUCGUCUCCUCCUCCGGCCUCGUCCUCUCCAUCAUCGGCAUGUCCCUCAUCGUCGGCUUGCCCCUGAACAACAACAACGGCCGUCUCGCCGGCUACUACCUCACGCAAGCGAGCGCGUGUCCGUUCGUGUGCUUCCUCAGCUUGAUCUCGAGUAAUAUCGCGGGGUAUACCAAGAAAACUACGGUCGCGGCGCUGUAUCUUAUCGCUUACUGCGUGGGAAAUAUCAUCGGCCCACAAACUUUCCGCCCCAAAGACGAGCCCCGCUACGUCCCCGCCGAAAUCACCAUCAUCGUCUGCUGGGGCGUCGGGCUGUGCAUCAUGCUCUUCAUCUAUAUCUGGUGUCGGAGGGAGAAUGCCAAAAAGGCGAGGGUCCGGGCCACGGAAGGUUACGUGAAACUGGAGGAUCAAGAGUUCCUCGAUUUGACGGAUCGGGAGAAUAUGGAGUUUGUGUAUACUUUGUGA
Messenger RNA from Zasmidium cellare ATCC 36951, 1572 nucleotides. RefSeq lists its product as uncharacterized. The record is from RefSeq and is a predicted model, not a curated record. Gene Ontology annotation, biological process: allantoate transport; dipeptide transport; transmembrane transport. Gene Ontology annotation, cellular component: plasma membrane. NCBI's taxonomy places the organism in Eukaryota, Fungi, Ascomycota, Dothideomycetes, Mycosphaerellales, Mycosphaerellaceae. The coding region runs from base 1 to 1572 and encodes 523 amino acids. Gene Ontology annotation, molecular function: allantoate transmembrane transporter activity; dipeptide transmembrane transporter activity. The transcript is spliced from 4 exons.